GAGAAUAAAAAAUAAAAAAUAAAUCUAAACCUGAAUAAACCGGAAACGCAUUAAGAGUUAGAUUGUUGCUCAUUCUACAGAGCGCUCGUGCUUUUCCUCACUUCUUUGUCUCGAGCGCCUUCCAGCUGCGGUAACCUUGACAACCGCUCGUGACUUGCAGCCAGCCAUGUAGAACAGCAGCAGCAGCCACGCGCGCUCGUGGAAAAGCGCAACGAUUUUUUUUUGCCUAUAGAACGUCAGUUUAUUUUAAUCCACAAGUCCCGAGCCAUGUUGGCAUCUACAGAGCUAAGCGAAGCUAAAAUAAAAUAAAGAAGUAAGAUGUCAUUUCAGUGAGAUAACAGCAUGAAUAGAACUCUUCCUCGCGCAGCCCGUGAACAGACACCUGUAAAUGCACGAGCUUCGGGUGAAAGAAAAGGAAUCAUGUGAUACAAACAAAAGGGUGCGUUUAUCCAUCUUGAAGGCCUAACGUUAACUGUCGCAAAACCGGUGCUCGCUUUCCGUUUCCGCGGGCUGCCUCGAGACAACUUUCUUCGCGUCUUAUCCCGACAUAACCUCCGCGCGCGCGCACACUCGACCGGGGAGGCGAUAAAACAGGGACAAUGCGCGUGAGAGAUGAAGGGGCACGCGGCGCUGUUUACACACACACACACACACACACACACACACACACACACACACACACACACACACACACACACACACACACACACACACACACAUAUACAGAUACCACUCACGCGCUCCCGCUCACUACUAGUAUCACCUGGUUACUAGGGCAGCACUACUAACUAGUUGCCUGCGCAAUUAUGGGAUGGAUUGCCAUGGCAACCGACCAGACGUCACGAGCUGGAGCUGGGCAUGUGUGUUCCAUUUUCGUCUCUUAUUUUCAGACACGAGGAUAAUUGGAUAGAGGAGGAAAGAAGAGGGAAAGAAAAGAUCGGAGCGCAUCCAAAACCUUCGGAUCUUCUUUUUGUGCAUUUUUUAAUUUUUUUUAUUAUUUAUUUUUUUUAAGCAAAAAUCCUCACCCUCAUAUGUCCCUGUUUUUUUUUUUAAUUCUCCAUCUAGUCCUUUAAAAAAAGGCGUUGCUUAAUCGGGAGUUUGCGCGACUUUUUUUUUGUUUAAAAAAAAAAAAAAAAAAAAAAAAAAAAUCCCGGACGCACGGAUGUAAUUUUUGUGCGUGAGGACGCGCGCGCGCGUGUGUGUGUGCGUGUGUGUGUGUGUGUGUUAUGCGGUGAAGAUGCCCGGAUCACUGAGCAACGAGGAAGAGGGCCAAGACGAUUUGGAUUUUGAAGACGACGUGCCAGACGAGGAUGAGGAGACCGAACACGUCCGCGUGCCGCUCUCGCCUCUGGAGCGAUUCUUCUCGGAAGACGAGUCGCUCAAGCAGAAGAAGAAGAAACCCAGCAAGCAGAAGGAGGGCAGGAUGCCCAAAGUGAAAAAGAAGACGAAGGAGGGUGGCUCGAGCGAGCACGAGGAUGUGACGGACAGGGAGGACCAGUGCUCCGGGAGCGAGAGCAGCACCUACGGCAUGCUGAAGAAGAAAAAGAAGAAGCCCAGGGAAAAGAAGGAGAAGAAGGGAAAAUGGAAGAAGAGGGAGGACGACGAAGACGACGACGACGACGACGGAAAUAUGAAGGAACCCAAAUCUUCGAGUCAGCUGAUGGAGGAGUGGGGUCUCGAGGACGUCCAGUACGCCUUCUCCGAGGACGAUUACAAAACCAUCACCAACUACAAGGCCUUCAGCCAGUUCCUCAGGCCUCUCAUCGCCAAGAAAAACCCCAAAAUCCCAAUGUCCAAGAUGAUGACGGUGUUAGGCGCUAAAUGGCGUGAGUUCAGCGCCAACAACCCGUUUAAAGGCAGUUCGGCGACGGCCGUAGCAGCUGCGGUGGCGGCCGCAGUGGAAACGGUCAACAUCACGCCAUCGAUCUCCAUCAGCAGCGUCCAACAGCUCUCUCCAACAGGGCAGGUCAAAAAAGCCAAAACCAAAGAGGGCAAGGGGCCGAGUGCAAGGAAGAAGAGCAAGCAGCCAAAGGACACGAAAAAGAAAGCAAAAGCCAAGAAGCCCAAAUUGAAAGCAGGACAGAGCAGCAAGAGGAAAAAAGCAUCUUCGAGCGAGGACGAUUUCUUAGACGACUUCUCUGACUUUGAUGACAUCAGCAUCCACAGUGCCUCCGUUCGCUCCGACGCCUCGGGGGUGCCCAAGAAGAAAACGAAGCGGGGACGCAAAAAGAGAAAAAGAGAGGACGGAGACGGCUACGAGACGGACCAUCAGGACUACUGUGAGGUGUGUCAACAGGGCGGUGAGAUCAUUCUGUGUGACACCUGCCCCCGGGCCUAUCACCUCGUGUGUCUCGAGCCAGAGCUGGAGAAGGCCCCCGAGGGCAGAUGGAGCUGCCCUCACUGCGAGAAGGAGGGAAUUCAGUGGGAAGCGAAGGAUGAUGACGAGGAGGAAGAGGACGCUGGAGGAGAGGAAGAAGACGACCACAUGGAGUUCUGUCGAGUGUGUAAAGACGGAGGAGAGCUGCUGUGCUGUGACACGUGCCCUUCCUCCUACCACAUCCAUUGCCUGAACCCGCCUCUGCCCGAGAUCCCCAACGGAGAGUGGCUCUGCCCGCGGUGCAUGUGCCCUCCUCUUAAAGGGAAAGUUCAGAAGAUUCUACACUGGAUGUGGGGGGACCCACCUUUACCCCCCGAGCCUCUCUCCCUUCAGGACGGUAAAAAAGAAGACGUCCUGGUCAAACCUCCGCUAAAGGGACGUCCUGAGAGACUGCUGUUUGUGAAGUGGGCAGGUCUGUCGUACUGGCACUGCUCCUGGGUCAACGAGCUACAGCUGGAGCUCUAUCACACGGUCAUGUACAGGAAUUAUCAGCGGAAGAACGACAUGGACGAGCCUCCGCCCUUUGACUACGGCUCGGGUGAAGAGGAGCUCAACAACGAGAAGCGGAAAAGCAAAGACCCGCAUUACGCCGCUAUGGAGGAGCGUUUCUAUCGCUAUGGCAUCAAACCCGAAUGGCUAAUCAUCCACCGGAUCCUCAACCACAGUUUUGACAAAGACGGAGACGUUCACUACCUGAUCAAGUGGAGAGAUCUACCGUACGACCAGUGCACCUGGGAGAUCGACGACUUCGACGUCCCUGAAUAUGAAAGCUUUAAACAGGCCUACUGGGACCACCGGGAGCAAAUGCUGGGUGAAGACCAUCGUCCCCUAGUGGUGAGAAAAGGAAGGCGACUGAAAGAGGAAGUGAAGAGGAGAGAAGCUCCGCCUGAGACUCCAGUUGUGGAUCCCACUGUUAAGUUUGAGCAGCAGCCAUGGUACAUCGAUGCCACAGGAGGAACUCUGCACCCGUACCAGCUGGAGGGUUUAAACUGGCUACGUUUCUCUUGGGCUCAGGGAACCGACACCAUCCUGGCCGAUGAGAUGGGACUGGGCAAGACAGUGCAGACAAUAGUGUUCCUGUACUCGCUCUACAAAGAGGGUCAUUCUAAAGGCCCGUUCCUGGUCAGCGCUCCGUUGUCUACCAUCAUCAACUGGGAGCGAGAAUUUGAGAUGUGGGCUCCGGAUUUUUACGUGGUGACGUACACGGGCGAUAAAGACAGCAGGGCUGUGAUCCGGGAGAACGAGUUCACGUUUGAGGACAGCGCUGUUAAAUCAGGACGCAAAGUUUUCCGCAUGAAGAAAGACACACCUGUGAAGUUCCACGUGUUGUUGACCUCAUACGAAUUGAUCACCAUCGAUCAGGCUAUUCUGGGCUCCAUCUCUUGGGCGUGUUUGGUCGUGGAUGAAGCUCAUAGACUGAAAAAUAACCAGUCUAAGUUUUUCAGAAUUCUGAAUGGUUAUAAGAUUUACUACAAGCUGCUCCUAACCGGUACGCCUCUACAGAAUAAUCUGGAAGAGUUAUUCCAUCUGCUGAACUUCCUCACUCCUGAGCGUUUUAAUAAUCUGGAGGGAUUUCUCGAGGAGUUUGCUGACAUUUCUAAGGAAGAUCAGAUUAAGAAGCUGCAUGAUUUGUUGGGGCCUCACAUGCUGCGGAGGCUGAAGGCCGACGUCUUCAAGAACAUGCCAGCAAAAACUGAGCUGAUUGUGCGUGUGGAGCUCAGCCCAAUGCAGAAGAAAUACUACAAGUUCAUCUUGACUCGAAACUUUGAAGCGCUGAACUCUAAAGGAGGUGGAAACCAGGUUUCUCUUCUCAACAUUAUGAUGGACCUGAAAAAAUGCUGCAACCACCCGUACCUCUUCCCUGUGGCGGCCGUGGAAGCCCCUGUGUUACCGAACGGGUCGUAUGAUGGGAACCUGCUGGUGAAGUCCUCAGGGAAACUCACUCUGCUUCAGAAAAUGCUCAAGAAGCUCAAAGACAACGGGCAUCGCGUCCUUAUCUUCUCACAGAUGACGAAGAUGCUGGACCUGUUAGAGGACUUCCUGGAGUUUGAAGGCUAUAAAUAUGAGCGCAUUGAUGGCGGGAUAACUGGAGGACUGCGGCAGGAGGCCAUCGAUCGCUUCAACGCUCCCGGAGCACAGCAGUUUUGUUUCCUGCUCUCUACUCGUGCUGGGGGAUUGGGAAUCAAUCUGGCAACCGCUGAUACUGUCAUCAUCUACGACUCUGACUGGAACCCACAUAAUGACAUUCAGGCGUUCAGCCGGGCGCAUCGUAUUGGACAGAAUAAGAAAGUAAUGAUCUAUCGCUUUGUUACGCGGGCGUCAGUGGAGGAGCGGAUUACCCAAGUAGCCAAGCGCAAGAUGAUGCUCACACACCUGGUGGUGCGUCCAGGCCUGGGCUCCAAAACAGGCUCCAUGUCCAAGCAGGAGCUGGACGACAUCCUGAAGUUUGGCACAGAGGAGCUCUUUAAAGACGACGUGGAAGCCAUUGGAGACAGUAAAGACGGAGAGGAAGGCAGCGUCAUCCACUACGAUGACAAUGCCAUCUCCAAGCUGUUGGACCGCAGCCAGGACGCCACCGAGGACACCGAGAUCCAGAACAUGAACGAGUACCUCAGCUCCUUCAAGGUGGCUCAGUAUGUGGUGCGAGAAGAGGACGGAGAGGAGGAGGUGCAGAGGGAGAUCAUUAAACAGGAGGAGAAUGUGGAUCCUGACUACUGGGAGAAACUCCUGCGCCAUCAUUACGAGCAGCAGCAGGAGGAUCUGGCACGCAAUCUGGGCAAGGGCAAGCGCAUCCGUAAGCAGGUCAACUACAACGACACGUCUCAGGAGGAUCAAGAAUGGCACGACGAUCUUUCAGACAAUCAGUCCGAGUACUCGGUGGGAUCUGAGGAUGAGGAUGAAGAUUUUGAGGAGAGACCUGAAGGAGGACGGCGACAGUCUCGCAGGCAGCUGAAGAGCGACCGGGACAAACCGCUGCCUCCACUGCUAGCUAGAGUAGGAGGAAACAUAGAGGUACUUGGUUUUAAUGCACGUCAGAGAAAGGCCUUCCUGAAUGCCAUCAUGCGCUGGGGUAUGCCUCCUCAAGACGCCUUCAACUCCCACUGGCUGGUCCGAGACCUGAAGGGGAAAAGUGAAAAAGAGUUCAGAGCAUACGUGUCGCUGUUCAUGAGACACCUGUGUGAGCCGGGAGCGGACGGAGCCGAGACGUUUGCGGACGGCGUUCCGAGAGAAGGACUGUCACGGCAACACGUCCUCACCCGGAUCGGUGUCAUGUCUCUUGUGAGGAAAAAGGUUCAGGAGUUUGAGCAUGUGAACGGCAAAUACAGCACUCCAGAUUUGAUUCCUGUAGGUCUGGAGCUGAAAAAGCUCACCGAGAGUCUCUCUUCCGACCCAAACACCCCAGUACCAGCCAGUCCCGCCCCGACUCAGCCCAGCACCCCAGUACCAUCAGACAAAUCUGAGAGCGGUCCCGUUCCUCCAGAAGAUAAAGACAGCGCUGAACACGAGAGCACGAAAACAGCCGAGUCUGAGACUUCCAAAGAAUCCGAGUCCUAUCCCGAAAAGACGCACGAGAGAGAAGAACAGAAAAUCGGUAGCGCCGAGCAGAAAUCAAACAAAGAGAGCGAGAAGAAAGACGAUUCGCCCUCCGAAUCGGAGCCGUCGAUCAAUCAAACUCAGCCGGUAUCCAAGCAGAAUGAGCAGUCCACCAAUCAGAUGGCACUUACGACAGGACAACAAAGUAAGGACCUGGAGCACACAUCGGAGAAAACGGAAAAAGACGCUUCUUUUGUCGUCAAGUUGGAGGACAAAGAACCAAAACAAGCAGCUCCUCAUGAGCCCAAAUCUGAGGACGGUGCUGAGAAUCAGCUGAACGGAGAGAAAGAAACGAGGGACGAGUUGGACGAGAGCCAGAAAGACGAAAAGAACGGUGCUAAGGCACGCUUCAUGUUCAACAUUGCAGACGGAGGCUUCACGGAGCUGCACACACUGUGGCAGAAUGAAGAACGUGUGGCUGUGUCGUCCGGUAAGAUGUAUGACAUCUGGCACCGACGCCAUGAUUACUGGCUUUUGGCCGGCAUCGUAACUCACGGCUACGCUCGCUGGCAGGACAUCCAGAACGACCCGCGCUAUGCCAUCCUCAAUGAGCCCUUCAAAACUGAGAUGAACAAAGGCAACUAUCUGGAGAUGAAGAACAAAUUCCUGGCACGGAGGUUCAAGCUGUUAGAGCAGGCGCUGGUAAUCGAAGAGCAGUUAAGAAGAGCGGCUUACCUGAACAUGACGCAGGACACCACACAUCCAGCCAUGGCGCUGAACACACGUUUCGCCGAGGUCGAGUGUCUGGCCGAGUCGCACCAGCACCUCUCCAAAGAGUCUCUGGCUGGAAACAAGCCGGCUAAUGCAGUACUACACAAAGUGUUGAAUCAGCUGGAGGAACUGCUGAGCGAUAUGAAGGCGGACGUCACGAGGCUGCCGUCCAUGCUCUCCCGCAUUCCUCCUGUAUCCGCUCGACUCCACAUGUCUGAGAGGAGCAUCCUGAGCCGUCUCACCAACCGUGAGCCUCAACCCCAGCAGCCUUUUCCACAGGGAUCGUUUGCCUGUUCUUCAAUGUACAAUAACAGCUUUGGAGGAGGAUUUCGAGGUCCUGCUGGAGCCGCCAUGGUUAACUACAGCCAGAUGCCCCUGGGGCCGUACGUUAGUGUGUCCUCAAACGGUCCUCCAGCACCCAGCAGCCACAUGGACAAGAAGUCCAGUGAGGUUCUGAGAGACGUGUCUCCACCUGACCUCAAAUCCAGCAAACCCUCGGACGUCAUCUGCAUCGAAGACUAGCCCUUAAUCGCAUCUUCUUAAUUACUUCUAUCUUUCUCUACCCCCCCCCCCUCCUCUUUUAGAUAAAAUUUGAACGUUAUUCUGGAACAUUCCUCCCACCGUACAGAUAAAACAAAUCUUAUGAAUUGCA
This is a messenger RNA of Tachysurus fulvidraco (yellow catfish), 7334 nucleotides long. It is a transcript of the gene chd5, whose product is annotated as chromodomain helicase DNA binding protein 5. Bases 1238 to 7204 code for a protein of 1988 amino acids. The transcript has 40 exons. Gene Ontology annotation, biological process: chromatin remodeling; negative regulation of transcription by RNA polymerase II. Gene Ontology annotation, molecular function: ATP-dependent chromatin remodeler activity; ATP hydrolysis activity; chromatin binding. Gene Ontology annotation, cellular component: NuRD complex; nucleus; chromatin. Lineage: Eukaryota; Metazoa; Chordata; Actinopteri; Siluriformes; Bagridae. The record is from RefSeq and is a predicted model, not a curated record.